Messenger RNA from Austrofundulus limnaeus, 3958 nucleotides. It is a transcript of the gene eya4, whose product is annotated as EYA transcriptional coactivator and phosphatase 4. The transcript is spliced from 20 exons. Gene Ontology annotation, cellular component: nucleus. Bases 330 to 2282 code for a protein of 650 amino acids. Gene Ontology annotation, biological process: negative regulation of extrinsic apoptotic signaling pathway in absence of ligand; cell differentiation; positive regulation of DNA repair. The record is from RefSeq and is a predicted model, not a curated record. Gene Ontology annotation, molecular function: protein tyrosine phosphatase activity. Lineage: Eukaryota; Metazoa; Chordata; Actinopteri; Cyprinodontiformes; Rivulidae.
GUGGCAGCUGUGCGCAUGCGCAGCGGCGCACGGUCCUCUGAAGAGUUGGCUUUUUUUUUUUUAAUAAGCCCGCGCGCUCAAAGCUGAACGCUGACUGCAAAAUAAUGUUGUUUCCCGCGGAAGUUAGAGAGCCUGUCACCGAAAAACAAGCCCGGAUUUUGAGUCAGAGCUUCUCCGGCUGAGUGUUUUGGUCCGGUCAGUGUCACGGAGCUGUGCAGAGACCACUUCGGGUUUGUUAUGAGCUCUUUUCAGCUGUUAGGACAAAUCUAGGAGCUGAAACCAUCAUUUUAUCCACAGUAAUUGGCAGAUCAGAUCAUAGCCGGAGAUCCAUGAUGGAGGCCUCACAGGACCUCAGCGAACAGAUGGUGAAGAAACCACACAGUGAAUCUCAUGUUCCAGACCCUUCAGACGCCAGGUCCAUGGAAAUGCAGGACCUAGCCAGUCCUCAUAACCGUGUCGGAGGUGGAGAUUCGACAGGCUCCAAGCUGGACAAGAACAACCUCGGCAGUCCCUCCAUCACCACCAAUGGAACAGGAGGUGAAAGCAUGACCGUUCUAAACACGGCCGAUUGGCUGCUGGGCUGCAGCAGCCCGUCUCCUGCCUCGUGUUCCAAGGACUAUGUGAAAACCGAGCCUUUGAACAACAGUGAAACCGUCACCACGACAGGCGACGCAUCAUUGGAGACGUAUGCAGGCUCAGUCAUCACCAGCAGCGGGUACAGUCCUCGUUCAGCUCACCAGUACUCUCCUCCCCUCUACCCGUCAAAGCCCUACCCGCACAUCCUCUCCACGCCGGCAGCACUACCCAUGACGACGUAUGCUGGCCAGCCUCAGUUCAGCAGCAUGCAGCAGUCCACCAUGUAUACAGCCUACUCACAGACAGGGCAGCCCUACGGACUGUCCAACUACGACCUGGGUGUGAUGCUUCCAGGGAUUAAGACAGAGAACAGCUUAACUCAGAGUCAGUCUCCACUACAGACCGGGCUCAGCUACAGCUCCGGUUUCACCACACCUCAGCCUGGACAGACUGCCUACUCCCCCUACCAAAUGCCAGGUUCUAGUUUCACUGCUUCCUCAGGCCUCUACGCCACCAACAACUCUGUGUCCAACCCUGCCAACUACACUGCCACACAGCAGGAAUAUCCCUCAUACACAACGUUUGGCCAAAACCAGUAUGCGCAGUAUUACUCUGCCUCCACAUACGGGACUUAUAUGACCUCCAACAGCAUGGACGGCACUGGUUCCACAGCAGCGUACCAGCUGCAGGAUCCAACCCCGGCCAUGACGGGACAGGCUGCUGAACUUCACCCAGGGGACUUUGAAACAGUGCAGAGCCCCUCCACGCCCAUCAAAGAGCUGGACGACAGAGCCUGCCGGAGUGGGGGGUCCAAGUCUCGCGGCAGGAGCCGCAAAAACAACCCGUCUCCUCCCCCGGACAGUGACCUGGAGAGGGUGUUUGUGUGGGAUCUGGAUGAGACCAUCAUUGUCUUCCACUCUCUGCUCACAGGCUCCUAUGCACAGAAAUAUGGCAAGGACCCUCCCAUGGCGGUGACGCUCGGCCUGAGGAUGGAGGAGAUGAUCUUCAACUUGGCCGACACGCACUUAUUUUUCAACGACCUGGAGGAAUGUGAUCAGGUCCACAUUGAUGACGUCUCAUCAGACGACAACGGCCAGGACUUGAGUACUUACAGUUUUGCAACUGAUGGCUUCCAUGCAGCUGCGACCAGCGCCAACUUGUGCCUGGCUACGGGGGUCCGAGGCGGGGUCGACUGGAUGAGGAAGCUGGCCUUCCGCUACCGACGGGUCAAGGAGUUAUAUAGCACUUACAAAAACAAUGUUGGGGGUCUGCUCGGUCCUGCUAAAAGAGACGCCUGGCUGCAGCUCAGAGCAGAGGUGGAAGCUCUGACAGAUUCCUGGCUCACCCACGCCCUCAAGUCGCUCUCUAUCAUCAGCUCCAGGAGUAACUGCGUAAACGUGCUGGUGACCACGACGCAGCUCAUACCGGCGCUGGCUAAAGUUCUUCUCUACAGCCUCGGCUCGGUUUUCCCCAUAGAGAACAUUUACAGUGCAACCAAAAUAGGGAAAGAGAGUUGCUUUGAGCGCAUAAUGCAAAGGUUUGGCAGGAAAGUAGUGUAUGUUGUAAUUGGGGACGGUGUGGAAGAGGAACAGGCGGCCAAAAAGGUAAUGGACCCCCAAGAAAGCUUUAUGGUGACCCCGCCUACUCUGCGCAGCGUGAGCUCUGAUUGGACGAAACCUGCAGCAGUUUUUGUGUUUGGUCUUUGACUUCCUCUGGUCGACUGGCUUUUAAACUUGUUUUUGUUUGUUUGUUUAAUGUGAUGGGAUACUUAACUGCAGCUGCUGAGCUCCAAUCUUGGCUUGGCUUAUUGCGUGGUUUUUGCACUUAAAACGGAAUUAUCUUAAGCUUUUAAAGCUUCAUUGACAUUUCAAAAUUGAGAUUGGCUCGUUUCUAACAUUCAAUCCUAAUCAGAUUUACUAAGAUCUAAGUGUACCCAGUAACCAAGCUUUGAGCGCUCAUUUGUUAAGAAUACUGUUUAGUUUAUUGUGAGAAAUCAGUUUUUAUCUGUUGUAAUCUGAUGUGUUUUCUUCAGAAUCUGAUUCUUUUCCUUUUCAGCUUUGGGUUGAAUUUCAGAUGUGAUGGUGUUGGGUUUAACCAGACAAGGCAUUUUGGGAAAUAACUUAUUUGGUUUUGGCUUGAAAGUUAAUGAAAAAAAUCCAGGGAUGCCACCAACAACCUGAUGACCUCAACCUGUGAGAAUCAAUCCAGAAGAGGGAGCUCAUUCAUUUAAAGCUAUCAACCCUGUUUCUAAUGACCCACUGCACACCUGAUUCAAAUAAACUUAAUUUAGCAGAGUCACUCAUUUCAGUCAUUACAGUAUCUUGUGCACCAGACCAAUUUUGUUGUACUUUGUACCAGUUCUAAUGUAAUUUAAUGCUUUUUCACCUCCAUUGGUGGCAAGUUUCAGCAUGAAUCAAUCAACCCAGUUCAGUUACAUGGCCACAGCAGUGUUGAGAGUAAAUAGUCACAAAAUAUUAAAGUUUUUUUAAAGGGGCGUGGCCAAAUUCAUACCUAUUACCUGCCUGAAUUGUCAGCAUAAAUUAAACAUUUCCAGAUCCUUUAAACACCAGUGCAGGCAUUUAAAAAUGUAAAAUUUCUAUAGUAAUAGAUGCAUUGUUUAAAAAAAAUGAAAUCAGUGAUGCAAGAGCCACAACUGCAUAUUUCCCAAAGUGCUUUCAGAUGUUUGACUGCAUGGGUUUUGUUUGCAGUGCUAGCAGCUUCAGGCUACUGUAGUGGUGCAACUUGCAUGGGUUUAGGUGGUGAUUAACACUUUGGUUUUAAUGGUGUCCCCACUUCACAGCACAACAUGCCCUUCUGGAGGAUAUCCAGCCACUCAGACUUGCUGGCGUUACACCAAGCACUGGAGUUUGAAUACCUGUAAGGAUGGUAGAAACAUGGACUUAUGCAAUGAUACCAUGGAAACAGCCCUCUUCUUUUGUACAACUAUUUAAGAACAAAACGAAAAAAUAAACUGCAACUGAUUUUUUUUUUUUUUUUUAUCUUUUUGAAUGUCUGGAUUUACAAACUCUUAAUGGUCUUAAAAGAGGUUAAGGUCUUUAGGGUUGGGAGUUCCUGGACUUGAUGCACCCUCCCAGUCUGGAUGAGACGAAGAAACCUCUAAAAACCUGGUCUACUGUCCACAGCUAAACCAGAACAUGAAAGAUGAAGACUUUCACAAGGACCACCUCACCAAAGCAUUACUCUGAAGGCAUCUGUGUACAGACGAACGUCAACUGGAACUUUUUUUUUUAGGGUUUUCUUCCUGGUGGUUAACUCAAUGCAGACUGUGGUUUAAGAAACUCUAAAUUAUUUCCAAUAAACUUAAAGGAAAGUGAAGUUUUUUUGUUCCUUUUGUCAAGGAAAUAAAAUUUUAGCAAUCUUC